Molecule: messenger RNA, 4552 nt
Organism: Actinia tenebrosa (Australian red waratah sea anemone)
Lineage: Eukaryota; Metazoa; Cnidaria; Anthozoa; Actiniaria; Actiniidae
Product: ankyrin repeat and BTB/POZ domain-containing protein 2
Cellular component (GO): nucleosome
Molecular function (GO): structural constituent of chromatin; protein heterodimerization activity; DNA binding
Source: RefSeq, a predicted model, not a curated record
UUCAUUAACUGUGACUUUGCUCCUCCAGUGGUCUUCAACAUGAUCAAGCUACAUUGUUACUCUAUCUGCUGUUGCACAGAAACCAAAAUGUAUCAUUUGUUUUAUCAAGAGAAGAUAUUGAUCAGCUAGAAUAAAGGAAUGUUUGAGAUGCGAAACCUAACGUACCGAUGUUGUUGGAUUGUGCAUCUAGUGCUGGGACGAUACGCUUGAUAUCAAGUUAUGUCAGGGCUUGUUGGACUUGUAACAGAUACCCACACUCAACUCACAUCAACUCAUCGUAAUAAGUCAACAUCAUGGGACACAUGGCUUCCAAUGUUACCAGAUCUCUCUGCCAAUUUCCCCUGGUCUUUGAACGAUGUAUCAAAGGUGUUAAGGCUCGGUCGAGCGCGCGAGCACUUUCGAGCCAUAUCCCCUCAAACGAUAGAAAGAGUGUGCUUCUUGCUACAAAGACCCUUGCUUAGGAUCGUCAUAGAAGCAGAGAGAUUGUCGCAUGAAAUGGAAAGAUGCACAAAACGCGAGCUACAAACGAGUCUUCGAUUAAUACUCUCACCAUCUUUGGCUAAAAACUGUCUACAAGUUGCUUCAAAAGCGCUUCUACUCUACUCUACAUCCGGAGAGCAGCAGUUUCAACGAUGCAAAAGGGCUCGUAGUGGACUCAUAUUUCCAGUAGGAAGAAUAUUUGGUUGGUUGGUUGAAAUGAAAGUUUCACGUCGUGUUUAUGAUGCCGCCGCAAUCUACCUGUCAGCUGCAUUGGAAUUCAUAGCAGAAGAAACUGUGUACAGAGCGGUGCUGCUUACUAAAGAUACAGUGGACCAAGUCACUCCUGAGAUGAUUGAAGAUUGCAUCAAUUCUGACCCAGACCUCUGGUGUUUGUAUCAACCGUACGUUCACCUUUUAUCGGGGAGAACAUCUUUUGGAUUGAUUGAUACUCUCGAGAUUUAUGCGUGCAGAAACAAAAGUGAUAAAUCUACAACUAAACCUAAGAAAGCCAUCGAACCUUACUUUAUUACGACUUGUGUGAGUUCUGUGGACGAGUUGAAGGAGAUAUUGCCUCGUGUUCAACAUCGUUUCAGUCAGAUGGACCAGUAUAAAGAGAAUCGAAUGUUAUGUCAAGUGGAGUGGUUACCAAGUGCACUGGAUACACUAUUUUAUUUCAUGACCUGCCACCACAACCAGGACAGUAACAUCCCAAUACACAUACUGUGGAACAAUAAAAGGACUCAUCACGGUCUUCCACCUCUUACUGAAUGGAUUCGAGUGGCUGGUGUCCAUGCAGAUCACAGAUCUAGUGGUAUGGUGGAUGAUGAUGACGUCAGACAAGCAGCAAGACUACUCCUGCCUUUUAACAUUUGUAAUUACCGAGUAUUUGGGCCUGACAGUUCUCGCUGCGCUUCAAGGGCAAUGACGUCAUCAGAGGCAGAAAUGUCCUUCAAAAUGAACCUUGGAUUGCGCAUGCUCCUUAGCGGACGAAACGAUCUGGUAUCGAAAGCACUUGCGAUCUCUGGAAACAACGAAGGAAAUUCAUUGGACGAAAGGUGCUUGACACCACUAAUGUAUGCCUGUGCGCAAGGGAACACUGUUCUUGUUCAAACAAUGGUGAACAAUCACGUCCUAUUGGACACCAAGGUUCCCCGAGACAAAAAACCUUACCCUUUAUGCGACCCAGGUCUCUCUUCAUGGACGGCUCUAUCUUUUGCUGUAACAAAAGGACAUUUAAAGAUCUGUCAGAUGUUAUUGGAUGCUGGCGCAAAUGUUGACGGUGCUCUCGAUACCAGUGACAUUAGUGAAGGAGUGGAAACACCGUUACAAAUGGCUGUAACAGCAGGUAACUAUGACCUGGUCGCUUUGCUGUGUGCUCGUAAGGCGGAUGUUAACGUUGUUUUUCCUGUUGGUGUUGGUAAACUUGGAUUUGGUAGUCCCUUUGCCGCGGCUGCAGCGUUUGGUUAUCGUAAAAUCUUACGAAAGUCGCUCGCCGAAGCUCCUUCUACUCAAGAAGAUGAGAUGAUGUCAUUAGCAGAGAUUCUAGCUGAAGGGUCACCAUCUUGCCUGGAUAAAGCUAAACGUUCUCUAAGUAAGAAAAGAUGCAGAGCUUUACAGGAAGCCAUGUAUCAUAGUUGUGAACAUGGCUAUUUAGACGUUGCUAUGGAGAUAAGAAGUCUUGGAGUAUCAUGGAACCUUCACUGCUGGUCUCAAGCUCUUUUCCAAGCUUACAACCUAAACAUUACGUCAUCUAUGACUUCACAGAUUCGAUGUUUACUACGUGAUUUUCACUCCAUUUCACAAUCGGACUAUACCGCUGAAUUUUGUGACGAUGGACUCACUUUGCUCUUUACGAUAUUCAAGGAAUGUCAGGAUCAAGAGCUUUUGCAAGAACUGGCCUCUGUCCUCUCCAGUUGCUAUGGUGACGAGUUUUUGCCACUGAUAAAAGAACUACCGAGCACAACCACAGAAGUAAUAAAGAUAGGUGCCAAUUACGUGAACAAUCACGAAAUGGCUGACGUCACGUUUAUCGUUGAAAAUCAACCCUUCUACGGACACAGGAUCAUCCUGACAGCUGCUUCUAGUGCUUUUAAGGAGAUUCUUUCUUCGAAGCCACGUGAUCAUCAGGAUUCGAGUAUCGAGAUCCCGGAUAUAAAAUAUGACAUUUUCUCGCUUUUGAUGCAACAUGUGUACACGGGACGAGUAGACGACAUAACAGCAAAGCACGCUGGGAAACUGGUCGAGUUACUCCAUGCUUCGUUCGUGUUCAAGUUGAAAGCUCUUCAACGUCACUGCGAAAAGCUGCUAUCAGAAAACGUGCACAGUAAAAAUGUGAUAAAGAUAUAUAAAUGUUCCAGACGCUACAAAGCAGACAGCCUUGCUCUUUAUUGCGAGUGUUUUAUUCUAUCAAACAUGAAAGACGUGGUAGUGCAUGGAGAUUUAGGUGCACUGAUCUUGACUGACCAGGGGUCAGCGACUUUGUCCUCACUGCAUCGUUGCCUGUCUGAACGUAUCAAGGCAAGAGUAAGUAGUUCUCCACGGAAAUCGUUAUUUUGAACGGUUCAAGAUCAAGGUCACGGCAACCACAAACCGACUGACCGACCUACCAUGCGUGCUAUUUUUGUCUUCUUCACGAAUAAUCGCAUUCAACUAAAUUUAGAGAUAAAGUUUUCAAUUAUAUAUAAUAUAUUUCUAUAUUUGACCCGAUGAACGACGGGCAGUGUUGAAUGACACAGCGGGAACACCUGAUGGUUAACGUUUCAUCUUAUUGUCUCAUAAGAAAGAUAAACACUAAAGUCUUGAUCAUGAAGCAGCAAUUUUUUACUUUUUAAAAGAAAGGAAAAAAAUGGAUAAACUAGUGGUGUUCCUCGAUCUGUACAAUCCGGACAUCAGAGUUUUGUCGACAUGGUUAUUUGGGAUGUCCCGCGUGAGACGGGAUUACGUGGGCGUUUAGUACAAAUAAAGUAGUCUUGUGGUUGAGCCAGCAUCUCAUCUAUUAUUAACAAGCUAGAAACAAACUAUAGUAUACACAACACAAUGAAUCAGCUUAUUCAUAUCAACCAGUAUACUAUUAACUCUGUCAUUACUCGACGUACGUACGGCAAGACCUGACCUGACUAAGAUAAUGGCGCAAAACUACAUUGGUUCAUAUGAAUACAGCACUGAAAACACUGCCAUCAACAGAUCAAUGAAGUUUUCAGCGGAGCGCAAGGGAGUGCGCUGGUCAUCCAAGCUGGUAGAGGUUUUGUAUUUUGACCCAAGUUCCCAUACGACACUGUUAGUACAAAGAUCGUGUACCGCGGCCAAGACAUUGGAACAAGCACUGAUAAGUGUAGCUUCUGCACAGUAUUUGGAUACAAAUGUUGUAACGAAUAGUGAAAUGCUACGAACAUAUGCUAUGCAAACACAGGAGGAAGAAUGGGUAUAGACAAGGCAUCAUGAGCAUUUAUUUAAAGCCUUUGGUCGCUACUAUAUAUAUAUGACGUAUUUUAUGGCCAUGUGCAUGCAUUCAGGAACAAACUUGUUUGUAUUGCGCAGUUUGCUAACUCGGGGGGUAGGAAAUCCGGGAUGAGUAACUGAGAAUGAUGCAAGAUCUGGCGAUGACUCAAGCUACAGAAAGAGUGAAAAUUACUUUAUGUUUUGACAUAUAAGUAACAAUGAAUGUACAGGCCAACUGAGCCAUACAAGACAAAAAUAGCUGUUAUGAUAAAUGAACCGUAUGCAGACAGGUGUUCAACGACAAAUGUACCACAAGUACUUGCAAACCCGAUCUUUCUAGAAAUUUGUAGAAGUGGACUUUGAAACUAUAUAUAAUUAACAAGAUUAAAUGUGAACCAAUGACUAGCACGUUAACAAAACAGAUCUUGAUAAGCUUAGUUUAUGUAUUCCUUGAGAUUUAGACUCAAUACAAGAGCUAUAAAUAUUUCUAAUUACCGACGCAUGCCCUUGGCAUUGACCUAAGAUAACGCUAAGAUCUAAAGAUGUAACAACGAAACCUUUUGCUGGGCUGGGAUAGACUGGCAAGUUAUAGACAAUAUUAUUUUCCAAAAUAAAUGAAAUUAUCCAAUUUGAA